Molecule: messenger RNA, 2783 nt
Organism: Cheilinus undulatus (humphead wrasse)
Lineage: Eukaryota; Metazoa; Chordata; Actinopteri; Labriformes; Labridae
Product: dual specificity protein kinase CLK2-like
Exons: 12
Coding region: 253-1413 (386 amino acids)
Biological process (GO): regulation of RNA splicing; protein phosphorylation
Cellular component (GO): nucleus
Molecular function (GO): ATP binding; protein tyrosine kinase activity
Source: RefSeq, a predicted model, not a curated record
CCUCCCUCCUGCUGUCGUUUCGUCUCUUUUCUGUUUGUCUCCGGCUUUGUAGUUCACUUUCUUUAGAUUAUUCCUUUUAUUCUUUUCCUCACAAGGCAUUUUCCCCCUGCAUUUUUGAUUGACAUCUUUUAGUCCACUCAGCAUUUCAUGGACAACACUAAAGGUUUUUCUCCUGCUGCUUCACCUUUUACAACCUUCCUUCAUCCUCUUCUCCUCUGCUGGGCUGCUCCACUUCUCUGAGUGACUCUGGUUAUGGGAAAGACAGAGCUGUACUCUCUCUAUAAAGCCUUUCUGGACUGUAUUUGCCUCUGCCUCCCACGGAGCAGCAAUGAGGCUGCAGGUGAUAGUGAGAGAGACACUGAGAGCGGACACCUGAUCUACAGAAAUGGGGACGUCCUCGAGGACAGAUAUGAAAUAGUGGACACUCUUGGGGAAGGAACUUUUGGGAAGGUGGUGCAAUGUGUGGACCACAGCAGAGGAGGAAGUCAUGUAGCUCUGAAGAUCAUUAAAAACUUGGAGAAAUACAAAGAAGCAGCCAAACUUGAAAUCAACGUGUUGGAGAAGAUCACUGAGAAAGAUCCAGACAAUAAACAUCACUGUGUGCAGAUGCUUGACUGGUUUAACUUCUACGGCCAUGUGUGCAUCUCUUUUGAGCUGCUCUCUCUCAGCACCUUUGACUUCCAGAAAGCAAACAACUUCCUGCCUUAUCCCAUUAACCAGAUCCGACACAUGGCCCACCAGAUCUGCCACGCUGUCAGCUUUCUCCAUGACAACAAGCUGACUCACACCGACCUGAAGCCUGAAAACAUCCUCUUUGUCAACUCAGACUUCUCCAUCAUUUACAAUGCUGAGAAGAAGUGUAAUGAGAGGAGAGUAAAAGACACCUCGGUGCGGCUUGUUGACUUUGGCAGCGCCACCUUUGACCACGAGCACCACUCCACCAUCAUCUCAACACGACACUACAGAGCUCCGGAGGUCAUACUUGAGUUGGGUUGGAGUCAUCCUUGUGACGUGUGGAGCAUCGGCUGUAUCCUGUUUGAAUAUUACCAAGGCUUCACACUGUACCAGACUCAUGACAAUAAGGAGCAUCUUGCUAUGAUGGAGAGUAUGCUGGGACCAAUUCCUCAGAGAAUGAUACAAAAGAGCAGGAAGCAGAAGUAUUUCCACCGGGGGCGUCUUGACUGGAAUGAGAGCUCUAAAGCUGGGCGUUAUGUGAAAGAAAAGUGCAAACCAUUAAGGAAGUACUUGUUAUCGCACGGGAAUGAGCACCACCAGUUUUUUCAUCUCUUGGAGAGGAUGCUGGAGUACGAGCCUUCAAAACGCAUCUCUCUGCCCUCAGCACUGUGCCACCCUUUCUUCAUCUAUCAAGGGAGGACUCAGGUCUGGAGGAACAGCUGUGACAUGAGCAGUUGACCCCAUGUGGAGUACCAAUAAUCACUGAUUAAAUCCAUGGCUGUGUCCUAAAUCACACCCUGUUCACUAUGAAAUGCAUACCCCAUUCAUUGUGCUGUCAGAAUUCAGAGUAGGCAUUGCUAAACCAUAAAGUGCACUCAUUAACCCAGUUCACAGUGCUGUUUAAAGCUGUGAUAUUUACAGCCUGUGAAGUUUCACCUUCACUUUGAACACUGAAGAGGUGCAACAGGGGAAGCCGUGUUCCCUCCUCUGUGGCGUAAGAAAAGCAAAAACUGGAUCAGCAAAGCUAGAGAAGGAGUCCGCUGCCCUGACUUCAUGCAUGCAUUAACUGGCUGUGUGAGGAUGUAUCUGAUGUGCUCUCUUGCCUUUCUGGGAUGCGGAUAAGCAAUGUGAAUGGUCAGACAGACAUGCAACAUUACACCAGUGUGGUAUCAGUAUUAAUGUGUCAUGGUUUAAAGACGGCAGAGCUUUGUUACAGCACUGUGAAAACAUCUUCCCACAAUGCACUGUAAAAAGUAGUUUAUAACUGAUGGACACUAUCCCAGCAAAAUUCAGCAUCUUGCAUCACGUUUCAAAGCUUUAGCACAAGGAAAAAGAGACGUUUGACUGCUGGUUGACAAGAAGAGCAAAACUAGUAUGUACAGUGCAUAAAUUAUUAGAUUAUCCACCCGCUUGAAUUUUUUACCCUUUAAUAAAUCAAUCAUGGUCAAUAUAACAAUAUAACAACUGUUGCCAAGGUUCCUCACCAGUCAAAGCUUUAUGGGAGAGUGGUCUAUCGAACUCAGACUCACUAAAUCCUGACUAGUGUUGGGCUUGUGGGAGAAUGUGUCAGUUCUCUGGUCUGAUGAGACCAAAAUGGUGCUUUUUGACCAUCAGACAAGAUGCUUUGUUUGGCAAAUGGCAAACACACCAUCCCCACUGUGAAACACUGUGAUGGAAGCAUCAUGCUGUGGGGAUGUUUCUCUGGAGCUGUCCCUGGAAGGCCUGUGAAGGUAGAGAGUAAAAAGAAUGUGGCAAAAUCUGGGAAAACCUUAAAGGCCAAUAUUAUUCAGUCUGCAAAGAAAUUUCAGCUUGGAAGAAUAUUUAUUUUCCAUCAAGACAAUGACCCAAAGUAUAGAGCGAAAGCUACACAGAGAUCGUCUAAAGACAAAAAGGUGAAUGUUCUGGAGAGGCCAAGUCAAAGCCCAAACCUCAGUCAAAAAGAGAAUUUGUGACCUGACUUGUAAAGGUCUUUCCACCCACAAUCCCUGUGUAACCUGACAGAGCUUGAGCAGUUUUGCAAAGAAGAAUGGAGUAAAAUUGCAGAGUCCAGAUGUGCAAGUCUGAUUCAGACAGAUCCACACAGACUCAGUGCUGUGAUGGCAGGCAAA